This is a messenger RNA of Medioppia subpectinata, 1623 nucleotides long. Lineage: Eukaryota; Metazoa; Arthropoda; Arachnida; Sarcoptiformes; Oppiidae. The record is from the annotation of a GenBank genome assembly.
AUGUUACUAACUCGCUGUGGCGGACAAUUGAAUGAGACGGAAACGGCCGUGUUUAGUCCCAAUUACCCUGAGGCCGAGUACGUGCACUCGUAUGGCGGUGUUAUACCUGUCCAGCGAAGCUAUUUGGCUACUUGGAGUGGACAGGUGGGCCAUCUGAGCCCGAUACAUUUGUUAGUACCGGGCAAUCAAGUGUUUGUAGAGUUUAAAAGUAAUAAAAGGAAUAGUGAUGGUGGUUUUAGGAUUGAAUAUAAGGCUAAGUCAAUGGGUCUACCACCGGACGCAUACAUAUCCGCACCAAACAUUAUACUAAACACAAACAACACAUCCCAUCACCACAUAUAUCACAGCUCAGCACUCGUUUACAUAAUUGAUAUCCAGACAAAUAUCAUGAUAUAUUUUACACCCGACCUCAACCAAAUAACUGUCCGCAAAUUGGCCAACAAUGUAUCGGGCAAUCGGGAGCGUCGAUACCGCAUACCAACCGGUGCUCAACACCAUAACAUGGCCGUAGACUGGGAUCACAAACUAGUUUACUGGAUAGACACCAGCGAUAACACCAUCAAAGUGUUACCUUAUGAACACAACCCUAAAAGCCUGGUAUACACUGUGGGUAAUCUAACUGACCAGGGUGAUGACAGUAGGCCAAUAUCGCUAGUGUUCAACGCCGUGGAGGGCCGACUGGUAUGGAGUAAUGUUGGCGAUCGACCAGCAAUUAUGACCGCCAACCCCGAUGGUAGUGAUCGGCGGGUGCUUUACAACAGUGAUGACAAUCGCCAUCCCUUAGAGCGUCACUUGCAGUACAUUAUGGGGCAUAAGUCCGGCCGAGACGGGCCCAUACAGGCCAGUCAUUUGACAAUAGCAUAUCACGAGCGCAACUAUUAUUUUGUGGAUAUCGCUGACCAUUCGCUGUAUUCGCUUGACUUUUCCAGGCAUCGAUUGGAGUUGUAUAUAAAAUCGCGGGCAUUUUUUGGCCAAAUAAACUCGAUGCAAAUGGUUGAUGAGGAUCUAUACCUGGCCUGUCAGCACAUGGUAUACCGCUUGCCGGAGCUGUGGGAGCGGUUUACCAAGGCCGAAGUGUUGGCAAAAGUUAAUCAUGGUGAUAUGCCAUUCAUAGCCAACAGCAGUGAUGUGUACUUUGAAUACAAACCGCUGGUUAUAGACAGGGAUAGGAUUAAUGGGUUUAUGUUAGCUAAACGGCCGCCGGCUGUGCGCAACGUAUGGACAAACUGUCGGCACAAUAACUGUAGCCACUUAUGUGUGGCCAGCGGUGGACACACGGACUACCGAUGUCUGUGUCCGAUAGGCACCCGACUAUCGUCGGUAAAUCAUCGCAAGUGUAUCCCUAUUAAUAGUAAUAUCAGUAAAGUUAGUAAUGGGAUGUAUGGCACACGUGGCCACCAGACGGCAAACACCUUGCUAAUUGCCAUGAUAAUUAUCUCGCUCAUUCUGUACAUUAUAAGCUACAAAAUCAGUGACUUGAGAAAUGGCGUAAAGGUGAAACGCAAAAAUACGUUUAGAAAGACUAGACUGAGAUUGAUCCUGGACAAUCAGAUGGGUGGACACGUUACGGGCACAGGUGGUAAUAGUACGGUGGAUGUGGCUGAUGAUGAUGAAUUGUUAUAA